CAGACACUCAGCCAGUCACUUGCCAGAACUUGGAAGAGAGAGCGGAAGGGGCUAUGUGACCCUCUCCUGGCCCCUGGACCCCACAGAGCCUGAAGACCUCAGCCUUGCAUCAUGGCAAGUCCUCAGCGCCCUGGGAACCCUGGCUGGAUGGGACCCAUAACGCAGAGCACAUCAAGGACUGAGCAGGAAGCAUCAGCCAUGGAUCCAGACCUCCCAUGUCCAGGACCUAAGAGACACUUAGAUGACCACAGUGGCCCAAGCUCCAACUCAAGCAUGACCACACGAGAGCUGCAGGAGAACUGGCAGAAGGAGAAGGGCCGCUGGAAACCCGUGAGGUUGCUCUUUGAGAUCGCCUCAGCCCGCAUUGAGGAGAGAAGAGUCUCCAAGUUUGUGGUGUACCAGAUCGUGGUCAUCCAGACCGGGAGCUUCGACAGCCACAAAGCGGUGGUGGAGCGGCGCUACUCCGACUUCGAGAAGAUGCACAAGAGCCUCCUGAAGUCGUUCGGGGAGGAGAUCGAGGACGUGGCUUUCCCCCGCAAGCACCUGACCUGCAACCUGGCGGCGGCGACGAUCAGCGAGCGCGCGCGGUUGCUCAAGGACUACCUGCGCCAGCUCUACGCCAUCCGCGCCGUGCGCCGCUCGCGCGACUUCGUGGACUUCCUCACGCGGCCCGAGCUGCGCGAGGCCUUCGGCUGCCUGCGCGCCGGCCAGUACGCGCGGGCGCUGGACGCUGGCCGCGUGCUGCCGCUGCAGGAGAAGCUGACGGCGCACUGGCCGCCCGCUCUGGUCCCCGCGCUCUGCGCGGUGCUCGUGUGCCACCGCGACCUGGAGCGCCCCGCCGAGGCCUUCGCGGCCGGCGAGCGCGCCCUGCACUGCCUGCAAGCGCGCGAGGGCCACCGCUACUACGUCCCUCUGCUGGAAGCCAUGGUCCGCCUGGCCUACGAGCUGGGCAAGGAUUUAGUGUCGCUACAGGGCAGGCUGGACGACAGCCGGCUCCGGAAGCCCAGCCACGGAGGCUUCACCCUGAAAGAGCUCACUGUCCGGGAGUAUCUGCCCUAAGCCAGCCCUGGGCGCCUGGGGCACAGCAGGAGAUGCUGGUUCCCUACUGAUGGUGGACUGAUUUGGGCUUCAUUUUUAACGCCAGGAGCCGUUUGGGGCUGUGACUUGCUGGAUGGCUCUGGACAAACCCCUCUUUUAAGCCAUACGGAAUAGAGGGGCUUCUAGGACCCUAUGAAGGCCCCUGUGUGUAUCCUGUGUCUCUGGAUGCCAGCCUUGCUUCAUCUCAAAACCACAACUGCCAGAAGUUUGGAACCAUGUUUAUGUGAACAGCCAGAGGGCAGGUUUACGUUGCUCAUCACCGGCCAAGUGCAGUCCAUUUCCUUGCUGAUGGCGCUCCAGCUGCCCUGGUCCUUUCUCUGCUGUAUCUGCCUCUGUGUUGCUUACAAAUAUUCCCACCCCUUAUCUGGAUAGUCUAGCUCUUCCCCUUACCUUGUAGACCUCACUCAGUGAAGCAAAAGCUCACCUGUUGCUCCCCACCCCCAACCCCGAGGGUGGAGGUCAUAUGUGAUUCUCAGAAGGGUAAAAGGCCAGAAAGCAACAGUGGCAUAAGAUUCUGUGGCACAGGCAUUUUAAGCAAGGGACAUUGACAGUGAUUUCUCUGGCUGGUUUGUGGGAACACAUUGUCUAGGGGUGGGUUUUCCAUUCAUAAGGCAACUGUUCCUAUGGCUUUCCUAGGUUACAUACAUAGCCCCAGAAGGAAGUGGAAUGAUAUUCAGUGGGUCAUCUGGAUAGAAAAGGGACUGUAUCCUCAACAGCUCCCCUUGGGAGUGGCAGUGUUCCUGUAACCUCUCUGAUGGAUUGGGGUGCCCUGAAUGAGGUUCACACUCCAAACCCCAGGGGAGGGGGAGUCUGGACUAAGGGUUCAGGCUAGUUUAGGGCCAAUAUGUGUUUGAGGCUGGAACCCCUGAAGACCUGUCUGAGCUUAUCAAGGUGAACUAAGAGACCAUAAUUUGGAAACCUUAAUAUGGCGCACCACUUUGACCUGGGCAGGGAUCUGGUCAAGGUGGCCAUCAACAAGCAAUCGCCAAACUGCACCAGAACCUGUUCGACACUGACACCUUGUGGCAGUUUCUGCAGUAACCCUCUUGGGCUCUGCCCUGGAGGUGAGCAGAGACCCCUCCAGACAAAGAAAGCCUUCGCCAGGCCUCUCAAUUUCUCCAGGAGAAAAACAUUCAAGUAGGAGAUGGUCAGACUUCUUGGAAAGCUGGGCAUGGGGGAAAGUCAAGUGUUAAGUGGAAAAAUAAAAGCAGUGAGUCUAUUUGCAAUGGUGAAGCAGCUCAUACUGAUUGUUACAAAUUAUUUUGUUAAAUUUAAAAUGUUCUCCAUUACAAAUGCACCAACUCAUUAAGAAAGAAAAAAUGUUCAGUGGGCUGUUUAACAGAAGAUUCUGAAAAAAAAAAAGCUGAGAAACCAAAGACUCAGAUGCCCAGUGGAAGGGUGAAUGUGAGAUAACAGUUCCACUGAGGUUUGAACUUCUACACCAAAGCUUGUGUUGAACUGUAACCCCCAUUGUGGAGGACCAGGGGGUGUUAAGUUAAUCCAAAAGUGGUGUGUGGAGGUGGGAUGCUUUUGAGGUAGUUAGAUUUAGACAAGGUUGUGAGGAUGGGGGUCCUAUGACUGCACUAAGGACCAUCUAAGAACGGGAAGAAGGACUUGCUCUCACCUCGUGAAACCCUGCACAGCCUGAGACUCUGCAGAGUCUAGCCCUCAUCCAAUACAGACUCCUGACUUUGGACCUCCAGGACCGUGAACUGAAUAAAUCUUUGUUCGUUAGGAAUUACCCAGUCUAGGGCAUCCACUUAGAGCAACAGAAAACAGACUGAGACACUUGCUAUGCAUACAGGGCAAUGAGGACAUUACCUGAAUCAACCUUGACACUGGAUGGAGGGAGGGAAGCCCCUGAGAAUUUGGACUGCAAUCUAGUACACAUCCACAUUUGGGGGCUGAGUGCACAUACCAUGAUCCAAGGUAACUCCA
Molecule: messenger RNA, 3036 nt
Organism: Castor canadensis (American beaver)
Lineage: Eukaryota; Metazoa; Chordata; Mammalia; Rodentia; Castoridae
Gene: Snx20
Product: sorting nexin 20
Biological process (GO): protein transport
Cellular component (GO): early endosome membrane
Molecular function (GO): phosphatidylinositol phosphate binding
Source: RefSeq, a predicted model, not a curated record